This is a messenger RNA of Myxocyprinus asiaticus (Chinese sucker), 1085 nucleotides long. Its product is annotated as tuberoinfundibular peptide of 39 residues-like. The coding region runs from base 333 to 809 and encodes 158 amino acids. Gene Ontology annotation, cellular component: extracellular region. The record is from RefSeq and is a predicted model, not a curated record. Gene Ontology annotation, biological process: neuropeptide signaling pathway. The transcript has 3 exons. Lineage: Eukaryota; Metazoa; Chordata; Actinopteri; Cypriniformes; Catostomidae.
AAUCCUGUGCAUAUUCACGCUGGCACAUGAUAAUGCACUACAGCCCUACAAUCAGAGUUUGAGGUAGCUCUACAACCCAAGAAGUUGAUACAGCUAUAUAUACUAGCGUGUAUUGGUAUAUGCAUAGGCAAUUUCUGAACAUUUAGAUAAAAAGAGAGUUAAAUAUUAGACAUAAAGACAUAAAUAUAUCACAAACCUUGUUGCGGCAUUGAAUGGAAGAGUUGCAAACCAGUUUGGAGUCACACAAGACUGGUUGCUUUUUUGAUACCACGCACUGGACGCCAAGAACUGCAUAACAGCAACAGACAACAAAGAGGAAGAACUCCACAAAGAUGAUGGCUUUAUCCCUGCCUUCCCGUCCAGCCCUGUUGUUCUUAGUAUUGAUGAGUUUGACUCUGAUGACCUCCGCCUUCCCCCAACCUCACUUUCGUCCCCUGCAAAGUAACUUGCAUGGUAGCAGUCAAGAGGAUUUGAAAGGUGAACAGUGGGAGUUACUCUACCCCUCAAUCUCACUUCGUGAUUGGAGCAUAAAGUUGUUGACUGCCCCAGAUUUUGGUACAGCAAAGGCUGGAACACAACAGCUGGUUGGGGAUGAUUGGCUUCCACUUAGCCAAUCACAGAUAAAGGAAGAGCUGGUCAAGAACUGGCGGGGUGAAUGGCCUUCACAGGUUGGUCACCAGCAGAAGAGGAACAUAGUGGUGGCAGACGAUGCUGCAUUUAGAGAGAAGAACAAGCUUUUGACAGCAAUGGAAAGACAGAAGUGGCUAAAUUCCUAUAUGCAGAAACUGUUAGUAGUUAAUUCAAAGUGAUUAUAGUUAUUCUAUUGUUUAUUAUUCAAAGAAAAGAAACAACAUAUUUACAAAUAAAGAAAAUAUAAAAUUUUAUGUAGGAGUAAAAUAAGCUUUUGAUCAUCAUUACAUGCGGCAAUGUAACCAAGUUGCGAACCUCUUUUCAUCAUUAUAAUAAUAAUAAUAAUAAUAAUAAUAAAAGAAUAUGUGUAGAUCAUGUUUUCUUUUCUUUUUCUUUUCAGAUGAUUUUGGAUAAUCAAAAUGCAUGAUAGCCAGUUUGUUGAUCAUGAUUUAAAU